Messenger RNA from Ilex paraguariensis (yerba mate), 471 nucleotides. NCBI's taxonomy places the organism in Eukaryota, Viridiplantae, Streptophyta, Magnoliopsida, Aquifoliales, Aquifoliaceae. The record is from the annotation of a GenBank genome assembly.
AUGGCGGGCCAUGCAUUUUGUUUCACGAAAAAACUCUCACCCACAGACGUUUCACGCAACUUGGAGAUACCAAAUGGGGCACUUGACUUACCUCAAGGAAAUGAGAUCAUACAUGUACUCGACCCAACUGGAGAGACCACCUGGGAGUUUAUAUGUUCAACAAGGAGCGGUGGUAGACGCUUGAUGACAUAUCAAUGGCGCAAUUUUGCAGAGAAGAAGAGACUUAUGCCCGGUGACGUACUCCGACUGCAACGGUCGACAAUCGGAAAUGUGUAUCUCAUGGAGCUUGAACGCCGUAGCAUCCGACUCUUUGGGAAGGGUUCUUUUCUUUCAAUUUUGGAUGCUACAACGAUUGAUUUUGGCGGAGACGGUGCUGGAGGUAGUGGUCGUGGUGAUGACUCACGGUGGUGCAAUGGUCGAAUUUCAUCAAAAUUUAAUUAUAUAUGCUACGUCAAAUUUGGUCGAAUAUAA